Molecule: messenger RNA, 3213 nt
Organism: Penaeus vannamei (Pacific white shrimp)
Lineage: Eukaryota; Metazoa; Arthropoda; Malacostraca; Decapoda; Penaeidae
Product: aminopeptidase N
Biological process (GO): proteolysis; peptide catabolic process
Cellular component (GO): cytoplasm
Molecular function (GO): metalloaminopeptidase activity; zinc ion binding; peptide binding
Source: RefSeq, a predicted model, not a curated record
CAGGGAGGGGAAAAGGACCGGGCAUCGUUCUCGAAGAUACGGAGAGGUACAGGCGACCCCACACGCACGCCCGAAGACACACGCCUGCAUCUGUGACUUUACUAUAGGUAUGCUUACACAUUCAAAUACAGCGCAUCGCAUCUUGAGUUGUAACUGAUAAGAAAUCAAGGCCAAACACAACAUGACUGUGACUCUGUGUGGCUGGAGAGGAUGGUUAGGUCGAUUCACACUGCUCCUCCUGCUCUGCCACUCGGUUACCUACGCGAGAAAGAGAAAAAUGAGGCUGGAGGCCGAAGACGAAGAAGAGGAGACGAACAUUCGCUUGCCGCCCACCCUGCGGCCCGUGCACUACACGGUGAGGCUGCAUCCCCUCCUGCACGGCAACCACACCAUCAUAGGCCGCCUGGAGGUCGAGUUGGAGGUCCUGAAGGCGACCUCCCGCGUGGUGUUUCAUCUCGUCGACAUCGAUGUUGUAGAAGAGAGCGUUCGGGUCACCCUCAUAAGCAAGCGUCGGACGCUGCCGGUGAAGCGACAGCGCUACGACCCCGAGUACCAGCAAUACACCGUCCACCUCCGUCGCCGCCUUCGCCAGGGGAAUAUAUACCUCCUCUCCCUGCACUUCCAAAGCAUGCUGGGGAAUGCCACCAAGGGUUUCUUCGUCACAACCUACAAGGAUAAGGAAGGAAACGAGAGAAAAGUGGCGGCCACGCAGUUCUGGCCAGCGGACGCGCGCCGGGCCUUCCCCUGCUUCGACGAGCCCGAAAUGAAGGCCACUUUCGACUUGUAUCUGGCGCGCGAAGCCAACAUGACCGCCAUCUCCAACAUGCCGCUCGUCAGGACCACGCCCAUCAGGCAGGGCUGGCAUGGCUGGGUGUGGGACCAGUUCGCGACCAGCUUCAACAUGUCCACCUACCUCGUCGCCUUCGUCAUCUCCGACUACCAACGGCGCGCCCUCGAUGGCGGGGAAAGGACGAAGAUAGAAGCCUGGACCCGUCGAGACGCCCUUGAGCAAACCGGCCUGGCGCUGACGGUGGCCAACUACAGUCUCCACUUCUUCGAGAACUACUUCAACCUGUCGUAUCCGCUGCGGAAGAUGGACUUGGUGGCCCUUCCUGAGACCUCCUUCAGCGCCAUGGAGAACUGGGGGCUCAUUACAUGCAGAGAGUCUCUGUUCCUGAUCGACCCCACCAACUCCUCGGCGAUCCAGCAGAGAAACCUGGCCCGCCUCAUAACCCACGAGAUGGCCCACCAGUGGUUCGGAAACCUCGUCACACCCAAGUGGUGGACGGACCUCUGGCUCAGCGAGGGGUUCGCGACGUACAUGGCCAAUGUAGCCAUCGAUCAGCUGGAGCCCGAGUGGGGUUUGCUGGACGGGUUCGUGGUGGACCAACAGCAGUACAUCAUGCACCACGACGGCCUCCGCUCCUCGCACCCCGUGAGCGACGCCAUCCCCAGCCCGGCCUUCAUCUAUGACGUGUUUGACGAAAUCCCGUACAAUAAAGGCGCGUCGAUCAUCCGCAUGAUGCAACAUUUCCUGACCGAGGAGACGUUCCAGAAGGGCCUCACCAGCUAUCUUUCUUCGCUGAGGUACGCCAACGCAAACCAAGACGACCUUUGGCACUUCAUGACGGAGGCGUACCUCGAGGACAACUCCCUCCCGUCGGACGUGACAGUGAAAACCAUAAUGGAUACUUGGACGCUGCAGGAGGGCUACCCGGUGGUCACUGUCACCGCUGACCACAAAGGCAGUGCGAAGCUAACUCAGAAACGGUUCCUGACCUUAGGCGACGAAAAGGAGGAGGACCUCUCGUACAAGUGGUGGAUCCCAAUCACCUUCACCAGUCAGAAGCGGCCGUUCUUCCGCCACACACGAGCUCAAACCUGGCUCAGCAGUCAGGCCGACCAUGUCAUAGUCACGGGCCUUCCGCCGCCACAGUUAUGGCACAUUUUCAACCUUCAGAUGACCGGGUACUACCGCGUGAACUACAACGACUACAACUGGAACUUGUUGGCCCUCCAGCUGCAAGAGGACCACGAAGUCAUCCACGUCACCAACAGAGCACAGAUCAUCGACGACGCCCUCACCCUCGCCAGAGCAGGUCUACUUUCCUACAAAACCGCCCUGAACACAACGAUGUACCUCAAAGCAGAAAAGAGCCACGUGGCUUGGCAGGCGGCCUUUAGGAACAUGCAGUUCAUCUGUGAUAUGUUUCGGUAUACGGCUUCUUACGGCGCUCUUAAGGAAUACUUCCUCUCCCUCUUGAAGCCUCUCUAUGAUACUCUGGGCUUCAAACACGACCCCGAGGCCGACCUGCAGACGCAGCUUCUUCGCCAGGAGGUGGUGACGUGGGCCUGUCUGCUUCAGGACAGCCGCUGCGUCAACGCCUCAGCCAUGCUCUUCCGCCGCUGGAUGGAAGGAAGGGACGGCUUCCGGAGGGGCGUGGCCUCUGACGUCGCCUUGCCCGUCUACUGCACCGCCCUGUCCAGGGGCAUCGAGAGGGAGUGGGAGUUCGCCUGGAGAAAGUUCCGGGUCGCAAAAUCACGUCCUCAACGAGAGGCUUUAGGAACCGCCCUGGGCUGCACGCCUCGAGGCUGGAUCCUUUCGAUGUACCUCGAGGAGGCCCUGGGCGGCGGCUCGGGCCUGCGGCGCCGGGACCUGCCGCUGGCGUUCAAGGCGGUGGCGCGGUCGGAGGUGGGCAGCUUCGUGGCCUGGCAGUUCCUCAGCGAGAACUGGCGCGAACUCAGACAACUAGACCUCGUGGACAUCUCCGUGCUGUCCGAGAUGGUGCUGAGUGCCGUUAAGUACUUCAACAAUGAUCACCAGCUCGACCAGGUGAAGCAGCUCCUGGAGGAGACGCCGAACGACCAGGCGCCCCUGAAGAAGGUCCUGCGGCAGGCGGCGGCGAUGGUCGAGAGGAACGUCUUAUGGAAGAGAAGCUUUUUCGAGGAGAUUGACGAGUGGCUGGACGAGCGAGGGUUUUCUUAUGCCUUUAAAGAAUUCUAAUUAGUUGUUUAUGUUUUUUUUUACUUGUUUUCCCACACGAUUUAUCUUGUAUUUAACACAUGAUCGUAUUUUUUUUAACUACAGUUUGUAAACGUUUAGCCUGUCAUCUUAAAGAUAAUUACUAACCAGCAAUGCUUUUGUACUUUUGUAAACAACCGUAUCUCUUCUCAAAGAGUGUCAAUAAAUGUAUGUAAACCAGUUUUCACAAA